AUGUUUCGUCGCAAGCCAAACAAGCCGGAGGCGAAGAAGAAGAGGGCCUGGGAGGUAGAUGUGGAGGCCGACGACAAAGAUGAGGGGGAUGACACUACCCCAAGCGAGGCGUUUUUGUCGUUACAGAGGGAACUAGAGGAGAAGGAGAAGAUCCAGCAGGAGAACGCAGAGAGGGCGAAGAACCAGGACGCUCUUGCUGCAGAGGCGGCGAACAGCCUGCGGAGAAAGGAAGAAGUUCGGAAGGCGAACACCAAGAACCCGAGAGUGUUCCUCGACAUCGAGAUAGCAGAUACUACGGGCGCGAAGAGCCGGUUGGCCAAGGGGAAGAACGCCGGGCGCGUAACCCUGGAGCUCUUCGAGAACGCAGUGCCGCGGACGGCCGAGAACUUCCGUGCCCUGUGCACCGGAGAAAAGGUGGGCCGAGAGCGAGAGAGCGACACAUGGUGCGGUGCAACAUCGAGAACCGAAGUAAAACCCCCUGAUCUCAACUUGACGGCUUACCCCCCUUGCCCUCGUUGUUCGUGCGGUGGAGAGUCCAUCUACGGGCCAACGUUCGUGGACGAAAGCUUUCAACUUAAGCACGACCAGCCGGGUCUGCUCUCCAUGGCUAAUUCAGGUCGAGACAGCAACAACUCUCAAUUCUUCAUCACCUUCGGACCGCUUCCUUGGCUGGACUCAAAGCACGUCGUGUUUGGCAAGGUUGUCGAGGGCAUGGAAGUGGUGCGAAAGAUCGAAGACUGCGGCACAACUUCAGGAGAGCCGACCAAGAGGGUUCAGAUAGCCGAAUGCGGGCAGAUUCCGGACGAGGAAAAGGACAAGGAGGAGAGAAGCGCUAGCGACGAAGAGGAGGAGGAGGAGGAGGAGGAGGAGGAGGAGGCUUCAGGUGGGAAGAAGAGGCCUAGGGUAAGGUUUGCCAAGAGCGAUGACGCAGGCGGCGAUGGCAAUGGUGCUUCGAAGGGGGGCGAGGAACCGAAAAAGAGCAGGCGCGGCGAUCGGGACGGGGAUGGGGAGGGCUAG
This is a messenger RNA of Ectocarpus siliculosus, 1017 nucleotides long. NCBI's taxonomy places the organism in Eukaryota, Phaeophyceae, Ectocarpales, Ectocarpaceae. The record is from the annotation of a GenBank genome assembly.